Messenger RNA from Notothenia coriiceps (black rockcod), 1171 nucleotides. Its product is annotated as unconventional myosin-Vb-like. The record is from RefSeq and is a predicted model, not a curated record. Gene Ontology annotation, biological process: actin filament organization. Gene Ontology annotation, cellular component: myosin complex; actin cytoskeleton; membrane. The annotation marks the transcript as partial. The transcript is spliced from 7 exons. Gene Ontology annotation, molecular function: microfilament motor activity; ATP binding; actin filament binding. NCBI's taxonomy places the organism in Eukaryota, Metazoa, Chordata, Actinopteri, Perciformes, Nototheniidae.
GUUUGACUCAAAGCGAGCAGUGCAGCAGCUCAGAGCCUGUGGAGUCCUGGAGACGAUCAGGAUCAGUGCAGCGGGGUAUCCAUCCAGGUGGACGUACCCGGACUUCUUCAGCCGCUACCGGGUUCUGCUAAAAAAGUCAGACAUGACAUUAGCCGAUAAGAAGCUGGUGUGUAAAAACCUGCUGGAGACGCUCAUCAAGGAGCCCGACAUGUUCCAGUUCGGGAAGACGAAGAUCUUCUUCCGGGCCGGCCAGGUAGCGUACCUGGAGAAGCUCCGAGCCGACAGGUUCCGCUCCGCCUGCAUCCGGAUCCAGAAGACGGUGCGCGGCUGGCUGCAGAGAGUCCGCUUCCUGAAGAUCCGCAAGACUGCCAUCACGCUGCAGAGAUACGGGAGGGGCUUCAUGGCCCGCAGGCAUGCGGACUUCCUGCGGCAGACCCGAGCUGCGCUCAUCUGUCAGAAGCAGUUGCGCAUGGUGAGAGACAGACGGGCUUUCCUGAGGGUGAGACGGGCGGCCGUCACUAUCCAGGCCUUCACCCGCGGCAUGUUCACUCGCCGCAUCUUCAAGGAGUUCCUCCUGCACCACAAGGCAAUGAUCAUCCAGCGGUGCGUUCGAGGCUGGCUACAGCGCAGGAAGUUCCAGCGCUCGCGGGCAGCGGCCAUCACGCUGCAGUGUGCCUUCAGGUGUGUGCGGGCGAAGCGGCGCGUGCAGCAGCUGAAGGUGGAGGCGCGCUCAGCGCAGCACCUGAAGAAGCUCAACAGUGGCAUGGAGAACAAGAUCGUGCAGCUGCAGAGGAAGAUGGACGACAAGUCCAAGGAGCAGCGCUUCCAGAACGAGCAGCUGCUGCAGGUGAACUCCUCUCUGGGCGGAGAGGUGAAGCUGCUGCAGAAGAAGCUGCAGGAGGUGAGCAGCCUGCAGCAGGGCGGGGGGGGGCAGCUGGCCUCGCUGCAUGACGAGCUGCAGAGACUCAGGGAGGAGCUGCAGGAGGCGCAUGCUCUCAGGGGUAAGCUGCAGGAGGAGCAUGCUAACGAGAAGCAGGGGCUAACACAGUGGGUGGAGGAGCUGCAGAAGGAGAAUUCUCUGCUGAAAAGCGAGAAGGAGGAGAUGAACCAGAAGAUCCUGAAGCUGACACGGAGCUCUGCAGGUCAGACACUCACACACUGCUGUAACGUG